GCAGGAUUAUUGGAGUAAUGGUUGAAGUGAAUGUGUUUGGGUGUCCAGAGGCCAUGGACAAACCAGUGUGCUUGAUUGACACGGCGUCCGAUGGGAAGCUGUGUGUCCAGCACUCAGCGUUGCAGGUUCUGGAGCAGAUCCAGCAGCCCGUGGUGGUGGUGGCCGUGGUGGGUCUCUACCGAACUGGGAAGUCCUACCUGAUGAAUCGACUGGCAGGGAAGCAAACAGGGUUUGCACUGGGCAGCACAAUCGAGUCCAAGACGAAGGGCAUCUGGAUGUGGUGCGUGCCUCACCCCAAUAAAGCAGGAACCACUCUGGUGCUGCUGGACACCGAGGGACUCGGAGACGUGGACAAGGGCGACUCAGUGCAUGACACCAGGAUCUUCUCUUUGGCUGUCCUUCUGAGCAGCACUCUAGUCCUGAACAGCCGAGGAACUAUUGACAACAGGGCUAUAGAGGAACUGCAAUACGUCACUGAGCUAACGGAGUACAUCAAGAUCAAGUCACCUGAAGAAGUUGUAGAUGACGGAGAGUUUGUCAAGUUCUUCCCCAGUUUUAUCUGGGCUGUGAGGGACUUCACUCUGCAGCUUAAAAUCAAUGAGAAAGAUGCAACAGAGGAUGAAUACCUAGAGUUUGCUCUGAAGCUAAAACUAGGUACCUCGAUGCAAGUGAACAAUUACAACCUUCCAAGAGAGUGCAUUCGUAAAUACUUCCCAUCUCGGAAAUGUUUCACCUUCCCAUUCCCAACCAAUCCAGACAAUGUCUCUUAUCUGGAGACACUGGACCCAGAGGAGAUUUCAGAACGAUUCUUGGAGGUCACGAAUCGUUUCUGCCAGUUUAUCUUUGACCAGAGCCAAGUGAAAAAUCUGAAAGAUGGACACACGGUCACCGGCAGAGUUCUGGGUCAUCUUGUAAAAACCUACGUAGACACCAUCGCCAGUGGAGCUGUGCCAUGUCUGGAGAAUGCUGUGAUCGCAAUGGCACUGAUUGAGAAUGAGGCUGCUUUUCAGGAGGGGCUUGAGGUGUACCAGAGUGGAAUGGAGAAGCUGAAGAAGUCCUUCCCUCUGGAACUGAAUGAAAUCACCUGUGAACACCAAUGCUUCAGUCUCAUGGCAACACAGACCUUCAUGAAACGCUCCUUCAGGGACAGUGAUGGGAAGUUCUUGACAUCUUUAGAGGAAGCCAUCAAUCAUCAGUUUGACAGGUAUCUCCAGGACAAUGAGAAGGCCUCUGAGGCUAAAUGUGAAUGUCUUCUAUCAGUUCUCUCUGAAGCAAUGACAGAGAGGAUCAAUCAAGGGUUUUAUGCCACAGCUGGUGGGUACAAUCUCUUCUGUCAGGACCUGGAGGACAUUGUGAAUCAGUACAAUACACUUGCCUAUCAAGAAGUCAAGAUUGCCGAGGUGUUGGAGAAAUUUCUACAGCAAAAGGUUGCAGUCACCACAGCCAUUCUGCAGGCUGAUGAUAAACUAACCGAAAACGAAAGAAGGAUUUGCGAGGAGAGAGAGCGGGCAGUCCUUCUGGAACAGGAGAUCAAGACCCAGGAAGAGAGGCAGCGUCAGCUGGAGGAGAAGAUGGUGACUGAAGAACAGAAUAAUGAGGAGAGGGUGAGACAGGUCAUACAGAAGAUGGAAGAGGAGAUGUCCUUCCAACAGCAGGAGACGCAGCGCGCCAUGGACAGUAAGCUGAGGGAACAGGCUGCCCUGAUGGAGAAGGGCUUUCAAGAGAAAGCCGACAAAAUGGCCAGCGAGAUCGAGCAGUUGAGAAGGAAUAAUAACGAGGUAGAGGACAGGAAGUCCAGGGAGUUUGCACAGAAGAUAGCAGAUCAGGAGCGAAGAAACGCACAGAACUUGGAAGUGAUGAGGCAACAGCACAGACAGCAGAUGGAGGCGAUCAACAGCAGACCGAGACCUUCAUCUCCAGGCUGUUCUAUACAGUGAAAUCUGCUUUUACACAAUAAUCUCCCUGAAUGCAAUAUCCUUUUUGACUUUAUAGUUACAAAGCUUUUUAUUUGAUGUCAUAGCUGUUUCAACUUCUGCAUGGUAAUGUGUGAGCGCUGAUCAUCCGUUUUUCUGAAUGUAAUGCUGACAUGGUAACCAACCUUAUUCAAGGAGAACAGUGUUAGCUAUAUGGACUAUGAAUAUGUAUGUAUAGAGAUUAACAUUGUAAAAUAAACUGCUGGACAUGCACCAAGCAACACAGAGCUAAAAUGUGUUUUGAAAAGAACCAGAAUAGCAUUGUUUUACUGAAUGGCCUUUAAAUGGCAGGAGGCGUCAUGCAGAUCACACAACAGGCAAAGUAACUCAUUUCAUCAACAUAGCCUAACUUUUACAGAAAAUACUCACAUGUAACCCCCCUUUGCAAUCAUUUUCACAAUAAGGUGGGAAUGAUUCCUAAGGCACCUAGUGAACAUCACAUAAUGAUUAAUAGAUCAUUAAUUAACAUAAAAUACUUACAAAUGCUAAUAAACUUUCAAUUGCGAUCAAGUGCAUAUGAUCAUGCACAUUAUAUACAAAUGAUUUUUAAAUGAUCUUAUACACUGACUGACAGCUUAUUUAUUAGUGUGCAUUUGAAUGCUUGCAAAUGUGAUUAAACUGGUUGCUUAAACUGAUUAAAAUAUAAUCAAACACACUUUUUUCAUUUACAAAUAUUGUAUAAAGGUCAGUACAUUUAAGCACUUUUAGACACUUUAAUCCAUGUUGACAUGAUUAAUUAACUCAUAACCACAGUCUGUUGACACAUUUGCAUGCACACUUCUGCUACUUAAACAUAUUUGCACAUAGUUUAAUUAUUUGCUCAGCUUUUUGCUGUUUCAACAUUUAAACCGUUCAUUAUUUUGAAAUGUUGAUGAACAUUUACUAUGAAUCAUUUAGUAUCAAGUAUUCUUUAUAGUGCUCAAUUUUUAUGCUUUUAAGCUCUAUUCCUUUUUGAAUACUGUAAAGUAACUGUUCAAACAUUACAUGAUUUUAAUAAAUGAACAAGUAUUUUCUUUCUCUCUUGGAAAUUGUUCUUUGUUGAUGUGUGAUGAAAGGAAUAUUUUCUGUUUAAGGAUAUUGU
Carassius carassius (crucian carp) is the source of this 3054-nucleotide messenger RNA. RefSeq names its product guanylate-binding protein 4-like. Bases 18 to 1937 code for a protein of 639 amino acids. Gene Ontology annotation, molecular function: GTP binding; GTPase activity. The transcript has 9 exons. Lineage: Eukaryota; Metazoa; Chordata; Actinopteri; Cypriniformes; Cyprinidae. The record is from RefSeq and is a predicted model, not a curated record.